Podospora pseudocomata is the source of this 2185-nucleotide messenger RNA. RefSeq names its product Nuclear aminoacylation-dependent tRNA export pathway component. Gene Ontology annotation, biological process: tRNA export from nucleus; protein phosphorylation. The record is from RefSeq and is a predicted model, not a curated record. Bases 1 to 1947 code for a protein of 648 amino acids. Gene Ontology annotation, cellular component: cytoplasm. Gene Ontology annotation, molecular function: protein kinase activity; ATP binding. NCBI's taxonomy places the organism in Eukaryota, Fungi, Ascomycota, Sordariomycetes, Sordariales, Podosporaceae. The transcript is spliced from 4 exons.
AUGACCCAGCGAACCGUCAAAUUCAUCAAUGAUGAGGCCUCGUCAGUCCAUGGCAACUUGAAGGUCGCUUCUGUUUACACAACAGAAAGUGGCGAGUGGAAGCUUGGUGGUUUUGAGGUUUUGAGUAAUGUUAAAGAUGACGAGGCUGUGAUCUAUACAUAUGGCAGUCUUGUCCCAGACUCAGGACGGUAUACACCGCCUGAGCUAGCAAAAUCGGGAUGGGAUGCGAUCAAGCGCAGUCCUCACUCUGCUGUAGAUGCGUACGACUUCGGUGCGCUGAUCUUCGAGAUUUUCAAUGGCAGUUUCAGCAGUGACCAGGCUGGGCAGACGAAGAAUAUACCGCCCAGUCUUCACCCAAGCUAUAAGCGUCUCGCCAGCCCAAAUCCCAAGGCCAGACUCACAGUGGCUCACUUCCUUGAACAAGGCCGUCGAAAUGGGUCGUUCUUCGACACGCCUCUAAUCAAACUAACCGAGGGAGUUGAAAAUCUCGGGGUGAAGACGGAGGAGGAAAGAGAAGCGUUUCUUGAUGAUCUCGAUCAGCUCACCGAUGAUUUUCCGGAGGACUUUUUCAAAAUGAAAGUCUUGCCAGAGCUAUUGAAAUCAGUGGAAUUUGGAGGCGGCGGUCCCAAAGCCUUCGGACUCGUCAUGAAAAUCGCCACGAAGUUAUCGAAUGAGGAUUUUGACGCCAAGGUCCUUCCCGUGCUUCUUCGACUAUUUGGGAACCCUGACAGAGCUAUCAGGGUUACGGGGUUCACAGAUGUAGCACCAGUUGUCAGAGAACAGACACUCAAGUCUGUCCUCACAAUCAUCACCAAACUUUCCGACAGAACUAUCAACGGCGAAUUGCUAAAGUACUUGGCCAAAACAGCCAAUGACGAGCAGCCCGGUAUUCGCACAAAUACUACGAUUUGUCUUGGGAAAAUUGCCAAGUAUCUGGGGACUUCUUCCCGUUCCAAGGUUCUCAUAGCGGCCUUUAGUCGCUCACUUCGCGAUCCAUUCAUUCAUGCUCGAAACGCUGCCCUGAUGGCUCUGUCUGUCACAUCGGAGCACUUCUCCGACGAAGACUGCGCGACUCGCGUUCUUCCAGCCAUCUGCCCGUCGCUCAUCGACAAGGAGAAGCUUAUUCGAGACCAAGCAGUCAAGACACUGGACGUGUACGUCCAAAGGAUCAAGAAGGCAGUCGAAAGCAUGCCCGAGACAGCUCUAGCACCAGAAAGCGCGAUCUCUGGGAACCCCAGGAUGGACACACCCCAAGCAGAGGCAGCAGCCGGCUGGGCAGGCUGGGCCAUUUCGUCUUUUACAAACAAGCUCUCCGCUGCAGCAGGGGAUAUUACUUCCUCCAACGGGGCAUCCUCUGUCCCAGCUUCCUCGUCUGCUCCUCCCUCGCGCCCAUCAACAGCAGCUCCCAUCACGUCCAACUCCUCUGCCUCGCCACUCCACCGGCAAGCAGUCAAAUCCCCUCCUCCAUCAGCACCCCUCACCCGAAACCCAUCGACAACAGGCGAGUUGUUUUUCCCAGAGGACGACAACAACGAUGAUGGUGCCGACUUUGAUGCGUGGGGUGAUAUGGGCGACAUGGACGACGAUGAUACAUCCACUCCGAACAAGAUGACUGCCUCGAUAUCGAGCAAUCAGUCAAACGACAAUCCGUUUGCGGAGCCAUCAUCGUCAAAGAAGAAAUCUGCAGUAACGACAACGGCGUCAAGUAAACCGUUUGAUGAUGGCUCGGAGCCAGAUUUCGCGGGGUGGUUGGCGCAGCAGGCGGAGAAGAAGAAGGGAGCAGUGUUGGGGGGGAGUAAAGCUUUGCCGAAGGGGUUGGGUAAAACCACCACUGCGACGACAGCAAAGAAGACGACAGUGCCGGUGAAGAGUAAGCCAGUUGUGGUGAAGAAGAUUGAUACCAAGCCCAAGGAUGAUGAUGGGGACGAUGGGUGGGGUGGGUGGUGAUUUUCGCUGCUUGAGAGACCUAUGUAUGACGAUAUAAAAACUGGGUACUUAUAAUAUAGACCGGUUUUGGUCAGGUGUUUGGUGGAGGCGAUCGAAAAAGCAUGGGAAGCAAACUUGGAGGGGUUUUUUUCGUGUUGUGUUUUGGGUUUGCAUGCGAGGAGAAAUGGAGUUGCGAUUAAUGGGCGGCUUGUUGAAUGUGCUGUAGAUAGUUUACAAACCAAAUAAUGGGAAAGCGAGG